Molecule: messenger RNA, 1017 nt
Organism: Fopius arisanus
Lineage: Eukaryota; Metazoa; Arthropoda; Insecta; Hymenoptera; Braconidae
Product: Phosphoribosylformylglycinamidine synthase 2
Exons: 5
Coding region: 191-802 (203 amino acids)
Source: RefSeq, a predicted model, not a curated record
AUUCUCAGUGAUGUUUUUCUCGUGGCCGAUAGUCGCCCGUCGCGGACGAGCUCGGAUAUCAUUAUGAAGCCAAACUAAUCGUUUGUGAUGGAUCGAUUGGUGAUUUCUUUCUGUUGCACAGCUGCUGUUACUGUUGCUCUGGUUGACGUCAUCAGAGGCAUUAUUUUUCAACUACCCAAAGAAUGUGCUUAUGAAUUUCUUCAACUCCCUCCGUGAGAAAAAGGAGAUGAAAAAACCACCGCCAAUACCCGACAUCCAUCACUACCAUCUGCAUUAUUAUCCAAUUCACGUGCAGAGUAUUCAUACAUCAAUGAAAUCCCUGAAAGCCCCCGACAAACACGAACUGGAGACCAUCCACACAAACAAAUUGGAGAAUUAUGGCUGGAGCGAGCAGGAGUACAGGUACAUAAGUGAUCCAGUUAUUCAUCAUGUACCGAGUUUUCUCGAGACCUGGCCCAUGUCAGAGUCGUUUAUUCAUCAUCGCCCGGAGAUAAGUGUAGAGAGUGUGAAUGACGGGGUAAAGGCAUUUAACGUAGAUCGUUAUGGAGAGGAGACUGUGGGCAAAUCCGGUGGAAUUCUCGUUCAAGUGCCCCUGCAUCAGCAAAUCAUCAUCCAGCAGCCAGUGAAGACUGAAAAACCGAAGGAAUCCCAUCCACUCGUUGCUUUCCUCGAGAAACUACGUAACUUCAAAAAUUCACUAUUUCACUCCGCCGAUAAAAUCGAUGAGAAAUCAGAAGAUUUCUCCGAGAAAGUCAAUGCCUUCGUCGUCUUUAGGCACCCAAAAUCCAGAUUGUUGCGAUAACACUUGUCACUCAUUUUUUCACUUAUUCACUUAUUCACAUUCACAUAACACUUAUCGUCCACAUUAACUGAUUAAAGAUGAGAUUGUUGAAUAAUGUUUAUAAGUUCUGUUAAAUAAAUAAAUUAUUGUUGCACGGAAGAAUCAGAUUAAAUGUCGUAUUGAUGGUUGCGGAAAAAAUAGAUUGUAAUUAUGACUGUGAAUGAAUUAUUAUUGAA